AUGGCGCAAAAAUUCAUGGAUAGGUUCAAGUUUAACAUUGAGGCAAUUCCGGACAGGUUCUACUUGAUGAAAUUGGAAAAGAGGUCAACAGAGUCAUUCAGAGAGUAUGCAAUGCGGUGGAGAGCAGAUGCCGCAAAAGUUCAACCUUCAAUGGCAGAAAGUGAGAUAACCUCUCUUUUUAUACAAUCCCAAAAGGAUGCAACGUACUAUGAAAAGAUGAUAAGUGUUGUAGGGCAAAAGUUCUUUGAGGUUAUCAGGAUAGGAGAAUUUAUAAAAGAAGGUAUUAAAACUGGAAGAAUCACUAAUUUGGCUGCCCUACAAGCAACAAGUAAGGCCAUUCAGUCGGAUUCAAUCGGAGGUGCCCUUAAGAAGAAGAAGGACGGUGUGUCUGCUGUCAUGACCAUCCAGGAACGUAGGCCAAACCAAAUGUUAACCUACCAAAACCCAUUACCCCAACCUUCAUACUAUAGUCAGUAUACCCAAAUUCCUCAACCAUAUUAUCAACCUUCACCUGCCCCUUACCCAAUUUACACUACCCAACCCACAUAUUGUCCACCUAGAGCACCUGCCUAUCCGAAUCCAUCACGAUACCAACCCGCAUAUCCAGCCCAAUCCCACUACCAACCACAAAACCGUCCAUCAAAUGCACCCAGACCCCGCCCAAACUUUGAAAGAAGACCAGCCAAAACUUAUACACAUUUAGCCGAACCUUUAGCCCAACUAUAUGAACGGUUGAGAACUGCAGGAGUACUCCAACCAAUCCAAGGACGAAUUCCCAAUCCCCUUCCUGGAUGGUAUGACGAGACCAAACACUGUGCAUAUCACUCUGGAGCUGCUGGACAUGAUACUGAAAGUUGCAUUACUCUUAAAGACAAGAUUGAGGCAUUGAUCAAAGAAGGAAUCAUUCAACUCAAAGGUGUUGCCCCCAAUGUAAACAACAACCCGCUGCCAAAUCAUGGCAAUGUUCACAUGAUCACCGUUGAUGAAGAUUGUAAUUUGGAAGGGACCAUAGUACCAGUCAAGAUAGAGAAGAAUGUUGAGACAUCCGCCUUUAUUUCUCCUGUAAUCACAGUCCAAGUACGAGCGCCAAUUGAAGUGGAAGCUUUUCUUCCUAAGCCUAAGAUCGUGGCCUUUGCCGUUCAAUCAUCCCCUCUUGACACUAAUGCAGUUCCUUGGGAUUACUCGAUUGAUGCAAGGGACAAAGGAAAAGGAAAGAUAGUUGUAGAAGCUGUUGCUGCAGGAAUGACAAGAUCCGGGCGUUGUUAUGCCCUUGAAGAAGUUGUACGAGGAGGACCAAACAAGGAAAACAACCAAAAAAGGGUUGUGACAGAGGCUGAAGUGGAAGAUUUCUGGAGGAAGAUGCCAACUAAGGAAUAUUCAGUUGUUGAACAGCUGAAGAAAACUCCCGCUCAAAUUUCCUUAAUGGCCUUAUUGAUGAAUUCUGCAACUCAUAGGAACGCUUUGGUGAAGGUUUUAAAUGAAGCUUAUGUUCCAGCUGAGACCACUAGUGAGAACUUUUCUGCCAUGGUAGGACAAGUUUUGGAAGCUAACAAAGUCACCUUUCAUGAAGAUGAGUUGCUUCCUGAAGGUUUGGGACAUAACAAAGCGUUGAACAUUACUGUCAGGUGUAGGGAUAAGUUUAUUUCCAAUGUUCUGAUUGAUAAUGGUUCAGCUGUUAACAUAUGCCACUUCACUACUCUUCGAGCUUUGGGAAUUGACAUUGGAAAGAUUCAUGAAAGUCAUGUAAAGGUUAGAGGAUUUGAUGGGACACAAAGGGGAGUCAUUGGAGAAAUUGAUCUGCCAUUGCAAAUUGGACCUGUGGAGUUCAUUGUGGAAUUCCAAGUGUUGGCUAUAUCUGCUAGUUAUAAUUUGUUACUUGGAAGGCCAUUGAUUCAUAUGGCUGGUGUGGUCCCUUCCACUUUGCACCAGACUUUGAAAUUUGUUUGGAACCAUUAG
Messenger RNA from Solanum stenotomum, 1956 nucleotides. RefSeq lists its product as uncharacterized. The record is from RefSeq and is a predicted model, not a curated record. The transcript has a single exon. NCBI's taxonomy places the organism in Eukaryota, Viridiplantae, Streptophyta, Magnoliopsida, Solanales, Solanaceae. Bases 1 to 1956 code for a protein of 651 amino acids.